Molecule: messenger RNA, 11370 nt
Organism: Diachasmimorpha longicaudata
Lineage: Eukaryota; Metazoa; Arthropoda; Insecta; Hymenoptera; Braconidae
Product: syntaxin-1A
Exons: 10
Coding region: 208-1089 (293 amino acids)
Biological process (GO): intracellular protein transport; synaptic vesicle fusion to presynaptic active zone membrane; exocytosis
Cellular component (GO): synaptic vesicle; SNARE complex; plasma membrane
Molecular function (GO): SNARE binding; SNAP receptor activity
Source: RefSeq, a predicted model, not a curated record
AUUGUCGGACGGCACUGCAGAAACAGGCGAGUUUGCGAGCGUAUCGAUUUUACGAUCCGUGUCUGUCCGUGGUUAGUGUGUCCGUGUUCCUUUAGUUUUUUAGUGAUCGGUGAGUGCGUUAUAUUUCAUGGAUAAAAUCGUUAAUGGGAUUACAAACUAGACGAUACAAACUGUACGUCCGUUGACUCCAAUAAUCAUCGUUCAAUCAUGACCAAGGAUAGAUUAGCAGCCCUCGUCGCGGCUCAGUCGGACGACGACGAUGUGGGGGAUGAGGUGUCCGUUCCCGUGGGUGGACAGGAGGAUUUUAUGACGGAAUUUUUCGCGGAUGUGGAGGAAAUCCGCGAAAUGAUUGACAAUAUCCAAACGAACGUCGAGGAAGUGAAGAAGAAGCACAGUGCCAUCCUGUCGGCGCCACAAACCGAUGAGAAGGUCAAAAUGGAGCUUGAGGAGCUCAUGGCUGAUAUCAAGAAAUCUGCUAACAAAGUUCGAGCCAAGUUAAAAGUCAUAGAGCAAAAUAUUGAGCAAGAGGAACACACGAACAAAUCAUCGGCCGAUCUCAGGAUACGCAAAACUCAACAUUCGACAUUAUCCAGGAAAUUUGUUGAGGUGAUGACAGAGUACAAUCGAACGCAGACCGAUUACAGGGAACGGUGUAAGGGCAGAAUACAACGACAGUUGGAAAUCACGGGGAGAACUACGACUAAUGAAGAGCUCGAGGAAAUGCUUGAGCAGGGAAAUCCUGCAGUAUUCACGCAAGGGAUUAUUAUGGAAACGCAACAAGCCAAACAGACACUUGCAGACAUCGAGGCACGCCACGCAGAUAUCAUAAAAUUAGAGAACUCCAUCCGGGAACUGCACGAUAUGUUCAUGGACAUGGCUAUGCUAGUUGAAAGUCAGGGCGAGAUGAUCGAUCGUAUUGAAUACCACGUGGAACACGCAGUCGACUAUGUGCAGACGGCUACACAGGACACCAAGAAAGCCCUCAAGUAUCAAAGCAAAGCCCGACGGAAGAAGAUUAUGAUCAUGAUCUGCCUCGCUAUUCUCGCUGUGAUCGUGGCGACCACCAUCGGCAGUUACUUCGGUCUUUGAACAGCCAAUUCAGGUCACAUCCGGGGUAAUGGUUCCUCACCGUCUGCCCGAAUCAUGUGGUGGAUAAAGCGCACUUGGUAUAGCAUCGAUCAGUAUCACUCAUCUCGGAAAUCACCCAUAAUCACCAACUACCCACCAGUGCGAGUAAUCCACGAGACGACCAUCAUCAUCAUCCUCCAUUGGUCAUUAGAAGUUCAUAAAAAUGAAGUCUCGGUACUACACUCGUCGCGUCGUCUCCUCCAUAAAAUCUGCCUCCUCAUCGUGUCCUGGGGCUAGUACAGGAGAAUCGAUGAAAAUCCUCAUCCAUUAAUUUCCAUUAUCAAAAAAUACAGAAUUCCCAUCAACUGCAAAUUUUGAAAAAAAAAAAUAUUCAAAAACCAUGGACAAACGAUGGGGAAAUUAUGAAUUCACAACGCGCCGAGUAAUAAACAUAAUUAGCUAAUAUUAUAUGAAAAGUUCACCACGGGAGAUUUAUGCGUUAGUAGAUCCAAACAGAAAUAAAAGACAUGAAAUAAUGAGAAAAUCGACAAAAAGAUCAAACGACCUGGAAAUAGUCAACAAGAACUGCAAAAGUCACAGUUCAGCCGAUUUUUCCGUCGUUUCUGAUCCUUUGUCAUGUCUAUGGCGAAUUAAAAUUAUAUAAAUUUUUGCUGCAGCAUUAAAUAAAUAUUCUAACAUAGAUGUUAUGUCGAGAUCUAUUUGAGAUGAAGAAAAGCAACUGAGGUGUUGAUUUUUUUUUUUCAUCGAUCUAAUGAAUUGUAAAAGAAACUCAUUUGGCCGCGCUAUAUCUACCUAUAUGCAUGUAUAUAUGAAAAUGUUGCAAAGAUGAGUAGAAAUAAAGCUGUACUGAAAACAUAAUGCAACAACGCACUGGAAUAUGAAUAAUGAGCGAAAGAUUAUGACAUGAAUAAAGAGAAGAAUAAGAAGAUGAAUUGGCAUUGCCUACUUUACUGGUAGAGAAUAACCAAUUAAUGUUAUAACAUUUUGUUGAGUAUAUCAUACGAAAGUUGAGAGAAAUAUCAUUGAAAUGAUACUAUGCAUUGAAUUGUUUUAUGGGGGGUAAUAGAAAAAGGGGAUAAAUAAUAUAACAAUAAUUAUCAUUAAUGAGGAUCGAUAAUAGCAUUUGACAUUGCGAUCAUCACCUCAAAUUGUACAGAAAUAUGUAAUUGUUAGAUUAGGUAGCUAUAUUAUCUAUUUAUCUUUACUAAUUACAAGUGAAAUGAAAAAUGAAAAAAAAAAUGAAAAAAACAUGAUUAACAUGAAUAAUAUCGAUUUGUCAAGCAGUCAUUCUUGUAAAUCACGAGUUUCAAUCUGACGAAUAUGGCAGUGCGGGCGUGAUAUAUACAACUGACCUUUGAAGUGAAUUCGAGUUAUGAUGACAUAAAAAGGGAGAACAAGAAAUUUAUUAAAACACUCGCAGUGAUAUUCACUGCAGUGAAGCAGGCCAUUGCAUAAGAUUUCUCGGUGUUCAUUGAUUAAAGCGCUUUUUCCUUCAGAAUAAAUUAAGUAUCGGAAAAAGAAGUCUUAAAUAUUUAUAACUGUAUAGGAGUCUCUCAUAGGGAAAUACAAUUAAAACCUACGAGAAGUCCUCUUGGGGUAGGGAUCGAAGAAAUGUGGGAUGUGCAUUUUUGUUAAUUUUCAUUGUUGGGCAUUUGAGGUAAUAAUUUUAAAUUGUUUUAACUAUUGCCAAACUUAAGGAGACAAAAUUGCAAAUUUUUACACAGUAUUCUCUGUAGAUAUUCCGAAAAGUCUGUGAAAAAUAUCGAAAGACCUUUUUGCAAUUCUGGAAAUUGACUGGGAAAAUUUGGCCUGAUAUCGACUCUCGACCUUUUUGAUUUUAAACUGAUUACGAAAUUGUGGGCAAAUGCAUUUUCGGGGCAUUUACUGUCCUCUACUGUGUCUCCACUGAGUAAAAUUUAAGUCUAAAAAAUAAUGAUUUAAUACGUGAAAUUCUUACAGUAUUUUUUCUCAGGCUUAUUUAUGUUACUUUUGCAGUUGACUCCUCAGUAGAGCCAAGAAUUGUUUUCAUUAGAAGAAAGUGUUUGAGGAAAAAUCAGCUACUUUCGAAUUAUCUAAAUGGCGACAAGAUCUCUAUCAAUUACUUAACCAGUCUGUAAAUUUUUAGUAUAAUUGAGGCUACGACAAAGACGAGGAGAAAAAUCAUUAACUUAUUCGUGGGAAUUUUGAUCUUACAUCGAGCGAAAACAGUGCAUUGCCGGGCUUGGGGUAUAAUAAAACCCAAUUUCCCAGAUAAUUGCAAGGGCUCAGAAUUUUAGUUUAGUAAUCGUGUUAAUUUUAAUCAACAAAGAUAAAGUUUACCAUAACUGCCGUAUUAACCUUCUGAGAGAACACAUAAUUUAUGCAAGUCCAAUGAUGCUACUGUUUUCAUGAAAAAUUCACGCUUCUAGUCAAAGAAGCCACAGAAGCUCCAGGUUAAUAUCAUGAAAAAUCCAGGCCAAGUUAGUUAUUAUCAGAAUCGUUCCUCCUUCGAGUUCUUCAUUUUUCAGUAAUUAUUUAUGUCAUUCAACAGUGACGAUUUUAUUUAAUCAUCAAAUCGUUUCGCAGUGGUUGUGUAUUUUGGUCAUGUCCCGAAGAAUUAUCGUACCGCUUUGUAAAUUUUGACAAAUGAUUUUUUUAAUCAUUCAGAGUGUUAUAAUCUGUAUAUAAGAUUUAUUUAUACUGUCGAUAUAAUACUAAAUUUUUAACUUAUGUCCCUUUGAAUACCCGUAAUGAUUUAGGUAUCCAUUCUUUCUAAGGAGUGACCAUCGGCAAUACAAUACUCCAUGUUCGGUUCCCCGUACAGAUGGGGUAAAGUGGAUUUGAUCUUCUUAAUUAAGGCAGUAGACGUGCCACCCAUGACUUCUAGAAAUCACUAGAUCUCAUGUAAUACAGGAGAGAAGAAGAGUGGAACACGUGAAUUCUUUACAUAUAAACAUCCUUUCUAGAAUUAAACUCUGGUGGAAUGAAUCCACUGGGGAAAAACUCGAAAAAAAUCACUUCGGAAAAAAUCUUCCCAACGAGAAUCAUUACAAAAAAAAUCUCUCCUUAAAAAAAGCCAUGAAACCUGAGGAUUUCACACAGGAAAAAUCAGGUUCGUACGAAAGAAACAAAUUAAUUUAUUUUGGUAUAAGGGUCACGGGGUGGUAACAAGUUUGAAGUUGCCAAUCACACGAGGUAAAGCACCCCUUAGCACCUGUUUCCGAACUAUACUUUUUGUUAGUGAUGUUAUGUUGAUCGAGUGACGAACUGUGACAUUUAAGGUCAAUCAGAUCGCUAAUAUUAAGAUCAAUAAAAUCUCCCAAUGGCUGCAAUGUUAUUCCUUGUAUUGGAAUGAAUUCACUUUGAUAUUAACGAGCCAGUACCGAUCUCUUCUAAUUUUUCGAGUUCUUUACAAACUUCUCCAAAGCGAUUAAUAAAAUUUACAUGAAAUAAUAUAGUUUUUCCAAGUUUUAUUAUUAUUGAAUAGCUCCAGACGUUUCAUCAUCAUCGAAGAAUUUUCCUACUUCCUCCGUAAAUUUUUGAAGAAAAUCCCCAAACUUUACUAAAGAUUUAGGAAAAUAGACGUACGAUUACGAAAAACUGUGAAUCUUCAGAUAAUAACAAAACCAGACAACUAUAUCGUUUUUCAUGUGUACCUGAUGGUUCUGGAUUCAUAUGGUUUUAUAUAAAUUUGCAAAAAACGUGAAAGAUAAGAAGACCUCGGCUAUAACUUCUUGAAGGUCAUGUGCAAUCAUUCGAUGGCUACUCGAUUGUCAGUCAAUUGGGCAUUGAAUUGAGCCUUGGUCGAUGGCUGAUCAAUGGAUCGGGGUCGAUUAGCCCGUAUAUCACCCAUGCGUGUGCCGAUAGUCACUCUGUCCUUUCAAACCACAAUUUCAUCUCAAUAGUUUAUUUCUAAUCCAGAGAAGUAAAACACAGUAUUACAAUUAUUUUACAUCUCGGGGUUAAAAUGCAAUUUUGACCUCGCGCCGGAGCGAAAAGAUAUUUCUAGAAUAAUUUGCACCACAAAUUUGGUCAAUAUUCGCUCUGAUUUGAUCACUUUACUGGAAACGUUAGCCUAUCACGUCUUCGAAGGUCUCGAAAAUGAAGAAAUCAAGUGAAACAACUUAUCUGAUAAUUUCUAACAUGACCAAACUAUAUAAAUAUUAUAAAUAUAUGAAUAGUUGGGCGUAGAAGUUUAGCUUGAAUCUCAAAAUUCUAGACUAGCGUAACGUCCUUAAUCAUAGGAAUUGAAAAAAUAAUAAUUUUAACUAUUAUAAUUAAAUUAAAGAUGAAAAACGUUAAUUUCUUAUCAAUUAGAUAAAAAAGAUCAUAAUUUUAAAAGGGAAGUGAAGAAAUACACUACCAAAAUUUAUUGAUUAAUGUUAUAUAAAUUUUAGAGAUGCACAAUUGAUUGUGUAUUAAACGAGUUUGGCCUAAACUUUGUUAAGUUGAGGUUGAUGCUCUAGACGCCAUUCACCUUCAUAAAUUUUUCAAAUAUUUCAUUGUAAUAGAACAAUCUCGUUGAGUUAACAUGAACGACAUAGACUAUGGCAUAGCUUAUGUAACCGCGAAUUAAUGAAUGGUCAAUAGUCAAAUGAUAACAUACCAGUUUGAAAUUCUCAAUUUCUAUUUGAAGAACAGUUUAUUCGGGAAAAAUAUUGGAACUGUUAUUUUAGUUAUCAAAAUUGGCAACACACCAUUAAAAAGAAAUUCUUUCUUGUUCAAAAUUGUCAAGAUGUCAUGUUCAACAUAAUGUGCUAAAUUUAUCCAUUUCAUCUUGUUUAGCAUAAUCGGGCGGGUUCCUAGGGUACACUGAGCAAAAAAAUGAGUGAAUCAAAACAAUAUUUUUUUGAAUAGUGGUAAAGAAAUAUUUUUGAGAAAGAAAUGAAUUAUUUUUUAUUUUACUUGAGUUUUUAUCGAAAUUGAAGAAAAAAAAUUACAACUCGGUGGAAAAAUAGAUCCAAAAUAAUUGAAGUUCGUACACGUAUAGAAUAUUUAAUCACUGAUUUUUUAAAUAAAAAAUUAAUGAACUCGGAGCAUUCUUCAAUAAUAAAUAAUGAUACCAAAAACAUUGACAAAUGGAGUCUCUGCGCACGCAAAAGAGACGUUUCUUCAACUAUUCGAUUCUCCUUCUCCAAUUUUUCUGAUUUAAUGUUUUAUUCAAUUAUUCAAUGUUUAACCGAUCAAUCACCCACCACCCAACGACCAUACAUCAUUAAUUUAAAUACCAACAAUAUAAAAAUUAUUUAAUGGAUGAAAUACAUAUAAACACUUUGACCAGCUGUAAAGAUAAAUUUUAAUCGGAAAACUUACCCAUCACUGCCGGCACUCCAUUGCAAUGGGAAACACCUUUUUGUUCAGGAAUUACUUUUCUGCAGAAAAACAAAAGUUUCUAUUUUUCUUCCUCGCCCGAUUAUUCUAAAAUAGCACAUUUCCACUGUUGAAACAGGACGAAUCCCGAAAAAUUAUGAAAGAACAGUGUCUGCCACAGUCUGCGUCUAGUCGACUGUCACUCAUCAAAUUAAAUUAAAACCUAAUUGUUACUGCGAGAAUGACUGGACUUCAUGUCAUCAAAGAAUGAUCGUGAUUGCCCCCCCCCCCUCCCUCUUAGGAUUGAAAAGUCGUCGAUAUUGAGUUUUUUGACAUGACAUUAUUGAAACCCCGUAAUUUACUUAAUGAAUAUAAAAAAUAUCCAAAAUCUUAUUACGUUUUGAGGAUUAAUUCCUCUUUGCGUUGGCCAAACACGACAAACGCUAUAAAUUGUGGAGGUGAAAGAUCAGUUUCGUGAAGAUAAAGAGUCAUAAAGGUCUAAAGACAAAAGAGUCAUGUCUAUUGCGAGAGCAUCAAUUUAAUGAUUUAUUGAUAUUCAUUGAAAAUGAUUGGUCUAGUUUAUUGAUAUUAGAGUAUUCCUUAAUUAAUUAAAUUAAUUAGACUUCGAUUUUGCAUUUGGUUAGAUAUUUACAUAUGUUUUUUACAAAAGUGUGGUAAGUUGAAUCCACAAAUUUCUUUGUUGUAUUAUCUGCUCUUUUAUUAAUUCAUUUCUCGAUUAAUUACGUUCAAGUCUCUCCACUUGUUCUUAUUUCGGAGAAUUAAUUAAAGUGUCUUCAGGAUCUUUUAUUGAGCUUCUAAAAUCACGGCGGUUCUUCCGAAGGCAGACUGGCUAAAUUUAGGGCUUGACGUGAUGACGUCGAGAAGUCAAUAAAGCUCAAUAAAUAAUGAGAUUGAUUUCCUUAGAAUAGAAAUUACUUUUAUGACUUGAAUUCUUUGUACGAUUUGAUCCUAGUGAAAUUUACUCCUUAAGAGGGGUGAUUCUCAUACUUGACGUUCAUCCCUCGCAACAUUUGACCCUUUCACUAGACUUUUUUUCUCUUUGCACUCUGGAACUUAUGGUGUUCACCUCUCAAACCGAAAAUAUAAAUAUAGAUAGAAAUAAAAUCUUUUCCUUGAACAUUCAUCAAACGUAAAAAAUGUAAAAACCCAUGUGUAAAUUACGGAAAUUACAUAAAGAAUUGAGAAUAAAUUAUUUUCGUAAAUUACAUAAUUCUAUCGGUAAUUUACGAGAAUAAUUUAUUCCCGAUGUCACAUUCACGAUCAUUCUUUCCUGAGAAUGACAAUACGUUGGUCCGUUCUCCGAUGAAUUUAUUGGCGAAAAUUGAAAAAUAACAGGAAAAAAAACAAAAAAAAAAUUAAAACAGGAUAAACGACUCAAUAUUAUAAUUAAGCGUUUUAUUGUGAUUCAAUUCCUGGCACCAGUGAAAAUAAAAAUAAUCAUCUUUCUGUGAGAAUACACGAGAAACAGGAUUUACGACGGACAACGUGUUAUUUAUAAUCGAGAUUUAACUUUUCUUGGUGUCAUUAAUAAUAAUAAUUAAAAAAACGCUAAUUAACUCUCAUCAACAAUAUUCUGUCGGCUCUGAAUUUACUAGUGUUUUUUGAUUAUACGUAGGAAGAUUAAUUAUUGUCUUCCUCAAUAUGUGCAUUAUGUCCUUUGAAAGGAAGAAAUAAAAAAUGAAAUCAAUUUUACGAGUUUCUCACAAUUUUACUCGUAGUAGUUUCGUAAUAAUAUAACGUGCACUUGGCUCACAAAAUUAAAGAAAAAUGUGCAUAGUCUUUGAGUGUCGACAAUUAUGAUGUUCUGUAUUGCCAAAAAUGAAGUAAAAUUGCGAAAAAAAUUCAAUAAAAAUGAAAAAUGUGUGAAGAAUAAUAUUAUGGACUUGAGAACGUAGCAUUCAACCUCGACUUCUUGCAUAAUAUUUAAUUACAUUAUAUACAUUAUAUACUUUGCAUUCUCAUUAACGCAUUUUUGCUGCGGGCGCACUAUUUCUGAAGGAAAGGGCAAUAUUAUGACCGUUGGCAUUGCUGAAACGCUAUCCAUCUGCAUUUUUGUACGAGUACCAAAAUAUGUGAAAUGAAUGAAAUCGGAAAAAUUAGUAAUGUCGAUUCGUUUUGCGACGUGAAGAGCAGAAAAUUGUGCCGGUAAUUCGUUACGCAAAAACUAAUAUAAUAAACUGACAAAAAAAAAUUAAUAAAAAAUGAAAGUGUGAUAAGAAUACAAUUCUAUACUAUAAACAUCAAAAAUGUAUAUGGGUCGUGUCACAUCGGUGCAAUUAUUACUAUGAAAGGCUAUUCGAAUAACCUUUAUAAGUGUCAAUUCCACUGUUAACGUAAAAAAACAAUUAAAUGAAAAAAAUUUAAUUAUUAAUGAAAAAAAAAUGAGAAAUGAAAAUAAUGAUUUUGAGAUGCAAAAACCCCAACUGAAACAAUGAGAUUAAUGAAAAUAGAUAAAUUUCUGAGAUGAUAACAGAAAGCAAUUGCAUGGCACUUCGGUAUUCAUGCGAAAAAGUGAGAUUACUAAUAAUAUUUAAUUACAGAAAAAAUAAACUUCAAAAAGAAAAUGUAGCGUGAGCAUUUCAAGAUAUGGCGAAUACUUUUUAUAGUAGGUAUUUCAUAGUAAACGAAGAGACAACAAAAUUCAUAAAUAAAGAUAAUGUAUUAAAGAAAUUACUUAUUAAAUAAAUUCAUGGUGUUUUCUGCCUAUUACACACAAUUACUAUAAUCUCAUAAUUACCGUCAGUUGAUGAUUGAUAAGUGACCAUACGUUGAAGAUGAUUGUGAUUGAAAAUUGAGAAAAGGGAAUUAAACAUUGUACAAAGGUGGCAAUAGCAAUAAUUCCAUAGUCAUUACUCGCUUUAAACAAAACGGUAAAUGAAGUUUAUCUCAUGUGGCUUCUCUUUCUCAUUAGAGAAGACACGAGUAAGCAUGGAGUUACGGAGAGGGGCUUUAUGACCCGGGUCUAUCAUUUUCAGAAUGUGAUCUGAAUCGAUUUUUUUUUUCAAUUUUCACGUAAGAAUUUUCACUCGAUUAUCCGUCACUGAGGGACUCAAGGCAACAAUAAAGAUGGUCACAACAAAAUUUUAAAUAUUUUAAGAGAUCAUUUUGCUGUUAUUAGGGGGUCUAUAAAUAAUAAUCGUAACAAAUGUGCGGUCCGGUCUGAUCACUAGAAAAUUUUUCAAUUGACUGCAUUGGAAAAAGUUUUUCCUUAGUAUUAAUUAGUAAAAGUAAAAAUUCAUAAAAGUAUUAAAAACUCUUUCAAAAAGCUUUUGUCACAUAAUUCCGCAUUAUUCAUGUCCUUUCUAACAAAAGCAUUCCUUCAUAUUAAAGAAAAAGCUCUUUGUAAAUGCUAAAUAUUCAAGACUUUCAUAAUUUCUUUAUCGGACCGAAUUUAUAAUUCAUAAUUUUUUUUUUAGCAACGGGUAGUUGAGUUCAAAUUUUGGGAAAAAUUGCAAAAAACAAUCGAUUUACAUUACGCUCUAAAGAUAAUGGACGACUUGUGAAAUAUUCAGUGAAUUUUCUUUAAUUACUUUAAUUACUAUGAUUUCACCUCAGCAGUUCUAACACUUGUUUAAACUAACUCUUGUUCGUUCUUGUAGAUGAAAAUUUGCCACCCAAAAAAAAGAUAAUGUUUCAAUUGGUGGUGUUAUUUGAACAGUGAUGAUCAUCACAGAUUGGAAUGAAAAUCAUAAAAAUCAUCAACCUUUUCAACGACACAUCGUAAUACACAGAACGUACAAUUAGCAAAAAUUAAUCCCUUUGUAAAGGAACAAAUCAUUCACCAGUAGAUAGUUAGGGAAUAAGAAUCGUGAACUAACUACUUCUAUACGUACCAUACUGGCAGGCUAUCUUUGGAGAUACCUAUUGAUCACGUUUAACAAUCAUAUAAAUUCCUAACAUUAUUCAAUAGCUAACAAUUUGAUAAAUCAAGAUUUACCCGCUAUGGGGACAAGGGAGUAAUUUCCGGAAGGGAUUGAAAUCGAUGGGCACUCUUCGCUUCAAUUCGAUCAACAAAAGUGUAAUAAUUGCAGUUAGUUAAACCUCACAAAAAAUUAGCAUAAUUUUCUUAAGCAAUUUCGUCAGUCUUAUCGUACGUUAAUGGGGCACAGGGAGGUAUAAACCCUUUUGCUGCACAUAUGCACUGAAAUCAUGAGAAAUAAAACCACUGAAUGAAAUCUAUAAACAGUUAUAUUCUUUUGCGUUACGAAUCAACUAUACCGUAGGGGAUUCAGUAUAUUUUACAUUAUGAUCGUAGCGUUAAUUAAUCAUUUUAGCUUGAUUCUAUGAUAUAAUUAAAGGGGCGAAAAGGAGAGUGAGAGAAAGAGAGAAAACGGAGUGUUUGUGGCUGUGUGUGUGUGUGUGAGAGCGAGCGAGCGAGAGAAAGAAAAAGAGAGAAAGUGAGUAAGUGUGUCAGAGAGAAAGAUAAUUUCUUAUAAUAUAGUAUAUCCAGCACUCAAUAAAUUCGUAUAAUAGUUAUCGGCAUGCUAGAAGCAAUUCACACCGAGUUAAAUUUUUGCGAUGAGAUUUAACGAUUACAUCGUGUUCAGUGUGUUUAAAUGAAAAAAAAAUGUUAUUUGAGGGAGGAAUAAAAAUUCAAACUUCUGCCAACUACAAUUCUUUGUUGUUAUCCUGCCCGAAUUAUUCACUAAUUUCUAUCAACAAUACUUCUCACACUCAGAUUCAUUCACAGAUUUAAUAUAUUUAUUCAUCAUAAUUAACAAAUAUCUGUACAAAUUAAUGGUAUAAUAAAGAUAACAGUUUAUCAGAUCAACUUAGACAAGAUGAAUUAUUAUGCUUCUUGGUCGUGUUAAAUUACUGAGAUCUGAAUAAGCGAAACGUCAUAUAUUAAAUUAUUCAGAAUUUUCAAAUACUGUGGAAGAGGAAAAUCAUUAGUCUGAAUGAUCCAAUGGAGUAGUCAUUGAGACAAGACAGAAACUAAGAUAUUUUUCCAGUUAUAAUUUUAAAAAAUAA